This is a messenger RNA of Poecilia latipinna (sailfin molly), 4156 nucleotides long. Its product is annotated as TBC1 domain family member 10A. NCBI's taxonomy places the organism in Eukaryota, Metazoa, Chordata, Actinopteri, Cyprinodontiformes, Poeciliidae. Gene Ontology annotation, molecular function: small GTPase binding; GTPase activator activity. The transcript has 9 exons. Bases 490 to 2250 code for a protein of 586 amino acids. The record is from RefSeq and is a predicted model, not a curated record. Gene Ontology annotation, biological process: regulation of GTPase activity.
AAAAUCCAGUCAGGAGUGUGGAUUUGGCUGCUCCCUGGUCGAGGCAGUCUGUCCAGCUGUACACUCGGAAUGACAGCACAGCACAUUAUUCUAGUGUUAGCUGAGCUCAAAAUAAGUUUAAUUACAUAGACGCCAUGGGUUGUUAGGAUCUGGAACAUAGUUUUAUAUGAUGUAACUCUGAUGAGUCGAAGGUAGGGGCGGUCAGAAAUAGUUUAGGGUCGUGUUGGUACGAGCGGUUAAUGCUAACUAACAAAUAGCUUGCUAAUGAGGAAUUUAAUACAAGUUAACCGCGAAAGCUAACGGGUAAAUUAUUGAAUGCGGUCCGAUAAAAGAGGCUUUGGAACAUUUUGCAACCGGAGCGGUUGUUGGGAAAGUUUUAUUGAGAUUUAGGAAUCAUGGCGUCGAUGUAGUUUGACUGAGUUUGGGCUGUCAACAAGCUCGCUGCUGACGUUAGCUAACCCUGGCUAGCCAGCUAACUCUCCUGCCACCAUGGCCAAAACCGAGAACGGCCGCCCGUCAGUGGACAUGGGGAGCAUCAGGACGCUGAACAGCAGCCACAUGGAGGAUGAGAGCUCCUUGGGAUCCGACUCGGAGAUCAACGGCUUCACCAGCGAGAGGCAAGCCGACAGAUACGGCUUUAUCGGAGGGGCGCAGCAGUACUCGGAGGAGUCCGCUCAGGACGUCCCCCCCGAGGUGCUGAGGCAGCGCGAGGUCAAGUGGCUGGACAUGCUCAGCCACUGGGACAAGUGGAUGAUCAAGAGGUUCAAUAAGGUGAGACUCCGCUGUCAGAAGGGGAUUCCUCCCGCCCUGAGAGGCCGCGCCUGGCUCUACCUUUCAGGAGGGAAGGUGAAGAGGGAACAGAACCAAGGAAAGUUUCAGGAGCUGGACAGUCAGCCAGGAGACCCAAAAUGGCUCGACGUGAUUGAGAAAGAUCUCCAUCGACAGUUUCCUUUUCACGAGAUGUUUGUGUCGCGAGGAGGACACGGGCAGCAGGAUCUGUUUCGUGUUCUCAAGGCAUACACUCUGUACAGACCGGAGGAGGGAUACUGCCAGGCCCAGGCCCCUAUUGCUGCUGUUUUGCUGAUGCACAUGCCUGCUGAGGAUGCUUUCUGGGGAUUGGUCCAAAUCUGCGAGAAGUAUCUUCCUGGUUACUACAGCCCAGGCUUGGAAGCGAUCCAGUUAGACGGAGAGAUCCUGUUUGCUCUGCUGCGCCGCGUCUCCCCACUAGCCUUCCGGCACCUGGAGAAAUAUAAGAUCGACCCCAUCCUGUACAUGACUGAGUGGUUUAUGUGUGCCUUCUCCAGAACCCUGCCCUGGGCUUCAGUGCUGCGUGUCUGGGACAUGUUCCUCUGUGACGGAGUCAAAAUCAUUUUCCGGGUGGGUUUGGUGCUGCUUAAGUGCACACUAGGGACUCGGGAGAAGCUGAAGACCUGCCAGGGUCUGUACGAAACCAUGGAGCUCCUCCGGGCCAUCGACCCUCGCUACAUGCAGGAGGGAUUCCUGGUCCGAGAGAUUCUCGAAGUGCCCGUGACAGCGCGGGACGUAGAAAAAGAGCAUCACACCCAGGUCAAACGCUGGAAGAAGAACCGCGGCGAGCUGAACUUCAAGCCCGCCCCGAGGAUGCAUGGAGCCCGCAUCAUCAUGCUGGCCGAGCCGCCCAGGCGCCAGGACCUGCAGCAGAACCCCACCAUCGUGCUGGAGGUUCCCGAGCCUCCCCAGAAGCUGAACAAGGGCAAAGAGGAGCGGAAGAGCAAGAAGAAAAAGAGCAUGAAGAAACCGACCGCCCUCGAGGAGAUCCCAAACCCAUACCCUCUCCCCACAGAUCCGCCUUCUCAAUCUUUGAAUCCUCCUCCGCCAUCUUUGAAUCCUCCUCCGCCAUCUUUGAAUCCUCCUCCGCCAUCUUUGAAUCCUCCUUCGCCAUCUUUGAAUCCUCCUCCGCCAUCCUUGGCUACGCCUCCACCAACCUUUGAUCCGCCUCCACCAACCUUUGAUCCGCCUCCACCAACCUUUGAUCCGCCUUCUCCAUUCUUGGAUCUGCCUUCUCCAUCCUUGGCCCCGCCUCCCCCAUCCUCGGAUCCACCCUCUCCGCCUCAAUACGCCAGCGUAACCCCGGAGACCUCACCAGAAACUGAAACGAACUCCAAUCACCAACAGAGCACGCCUCCUACAGGCCUUCCUGCUGCCAAAGAAUCUGCUCUCCAGCAAUCCACACAAAGCCUUAGCAGCUCAGAGCAGGAUACAUACCUGUAGCUGUAAAAGCUGCACAGCCGUGUGUGUGUGUAUGUGUGUGUUUUCAUAUGUUUGUGUGUGUAAAAAGCACCAGCACCCUACAAUCAAAAAGCCAGCCUCGCCGACGUCUCCCAACCGGCCAGCAUCCUCGUUAAUCUUAGCGCUGGACUUUUCUCCUUUUUUUUGUAUUCAUGUUAAACACACGUUUUCCUGUAUUAUUAUUCACAUACUCUAAAAACGUACGUGCAAAGUGUACAACUACUCAAAUCCUGUUAGUUGACCACGUCAAGCUGCAGCUUCCACGUGAGAUGCUGAAUGCUCACUGCAAGUCUUAAUUUUCUGUUUAAAGCUGUCAAGUUACAAAGUGUUUGUCUUUGUGGAUCAACGUAGAAGGUGCCAAAGUUAUGCAACUUCCGCUCAAGCUCAACACUAGUAAUUUAACAGGUGACACGGUGCAACCAGCACACAAGACGUUUCUGGUUUAGUCCACCAGAGGGCAGCCUCACACAACCUCACCCUGUUUUUCCACAUUGCUAGGACAACUGACCACAGUACUGAGUCACUAAAUGUGCUCUCUUUUUGUAUUUGCUUCUCACAAACAUUUUUUGCUUUCAGUCGAACUGAUGUGCCGCGAAUAUCUCCCGAGUUCAUCGUCUUCCACCAGCAGGUUUCUACGUUGUUGGACAGGAGAAAACGGGACAUUCCUCUUUGACACAUUCCUGCCUUCUUAAACGCUAUUCACUUCGGAAGCUGUCUCUUGUAGAUAUGCAGAUCUGUGUAACGUGGGCAUGUGUGUGUGUGUGUGUGUGUGCACACGCAACUCCCAUCCAAACACGAUCAGUGAAUGACUGCAGAUCACCUGUUGGUGCUGACCUUUGCUUUUUACGUCACUUGAGAAUUUGUAAGAAUGAAGGUCAAUUUUUUGGGGAACUUUUUUUUUUUUUUUUUUUUUAGUUUUCUACAGCUAGAUCUUCCAAAGAAAAACAAGACUGUUCUGAGACUUAUCCGUGAUAUCGUGCUGCGUUCACGGUCAAUGGGGAUUAUGGGAUUUCCACAUGGGAGAUUUGUAGCUUUUUUCUAUGUAAUUACUUAUACGAAGACCUUCAGGGGUUGUGAGGCUUUUUUUUUUUUUUUUUUUGUAUUUCCUCUUUCAAAACACAACAAUCCAUGUCAGUCCAGCUCUUGUUACUUUUAUCACUAAAUGUAAGCACACACUUGUGGAUGUGAGAGUGUAUAAAAACGUCAAAUAUAUAUAUAUAUGUAUAUAUAUAUAUAUAUCUGUUAAAAAAAAAAAAACUAACGCAGUGAGGGUUAGGAUAUGUGACAUCUGUAUGCAAUUUCUUUUUUUCACAUUUGUCUUCUGUGUUUAAAUGCUUUUUUGUGUAGAUAUGACUUGUAAAAAAAGAUUUUUGUCUUUAAAAAAAAAAGCAUAAUGCUGAAUUUGUACUGAGUGGUUAAAGAAACAGACUUUAAGUCAAAGUAGGCCAAUUUAACACUAGAAAAAAGGUUACAAUAUGGAGUUUGCAGGAAACUUGCUACUUUUUUUUUUUACUCCAAAAAGAUUUUUCUUUUCCUUUUAUUUACACUAGAGAUACAGGAGAUGUGUGAUUAACACGGAGGCUUGAGUUUUACAGUUGCGGGGAAAAAUGUCUUUGGUUAUUCUCGCCUGAAACAUUUGUUGCAAGUUUGAUUGCCAAUAGUGCAGUGUGCCCUGCUCACCAGCAGAUGGCAGACAGGAGUCACUGCUUUGAUCUGUCCUCCACUGUGGGUUACAUUAAUUUUUUUUUUUUUUUUUUUAAUACAGUUGCACCUUUUUAUAACUAGACGUAUGGAUAAAGUUAACUGCAUAUUUCCAUUACAUUUGUAAACAUGCUACAGCUGAGGUUGAUGUUACAGCUCUCAUUUUGAAUAAAGUCUAUAAAUGCAU